This is a messenger RNA of Cydia splendana, 902 nucleotides long. Its product is annotated as protein C1orf43 homolog. The transcript has 5 exons. The record is from RefSeq and is a predicted model, not a curated record. NCBI's taxonomy places the organism in Eukaryota, Metazoa, Arthropoda, Insecta, Lepidoptera, Tortricidae. The coding region runs from base 24 to 812 and encodes 262 amino acids.
UUUAUAUUUUCUAAGACACCAUUAUGACUUCACAAGGAAGGAGCGAUUUCACAAGCUUGCAUAUAAUAUUUAUAAUAAGCGGUGGUGUGCUGACAGUUAUCAUUUUGUUUAUUUUCGCAAAACGACAAAUUACUAGGUUUGCGCUGUCUCGGAGAGGUCCUCACGUUCCUAUAGGUACUGAUGCUAAGAAGUGUUUAAAGAAAGAGAUAGAGCGCCGAAUAGAAGCCGUCCCCCGCAUCAUGCAUGAGCCCCGGCUGAUCAGUUCAGAACCCUCACACUACAUCCUGGAGCCGCAACAGCCUUAUCACUACCGGUUCAAGGCUGUAGAUGAUGUCAAGACAUUAGAGGAGGAGAUAGCCCGCCAAGACCCAUGCCUCCGCCGGCACCCCCGCGAGUCCCUCCGCGGCUUCCUUCUCUCAUCGCUAGCGGCCCCACUAGACGGCCGCGGCCAGAAGUUGGUACACCAGUUCUGCGACACAUACGAAUUCGCCCGGCAUCACCCUGGGGAGUUUGGGGACGAUGAGUACAGGGCGUAUUCGAGGUUGCUGCUUAAAUUGCUGGAUGCUGCCCGCCUCCUAAAGAGCGUGGGAACCGGCGCGUGUCGCUCGUCGCCGCGCACCAGCCCGGUGCGGCGCGCGCGCCUGCUCGAGCCGCGCCGCGCCGCGCCCCGCCAGCUCACCAACCAGUACACCGCCUUAGAGAACCUACCCGCCGAUACAAAGAUAGAGGACGACCUCAUCCGGGUCCCCGUGCAGAGCCUCGCGCCCGCGCCCGCUCCCGCACCCGCGCCCGCCGAUGAAACCGCCGUAUGAGGCCGGUCGCAUACACCCUCCUUUACUACAAGAUGGACUAUAUAACGCAACUCGUGUGCCACAUACAGGCGCUAGUGCUCAUCUACCAGU